Messenger RNA from Trichomonas vaginalis G3, 420 nucleotides. RefSeq lists its product as uncharacterized. The record is from RefSeq and is a predicted model, not a curated record. Bases 1 to 420 code for a protein of 139 amino acids. Lineage: Eukaryota; Parabasalia; Trichomonadida; Trichomonadidae. The transcript has a single exon.
AUGUUCGACUCUCAAGCUUUAUCUAAAAAAUUAAGCUUGAAUGUCCCGAUUGAUGAAAUAUUCACGUUCAAAUCUUCUCCACCAAUAGAAAAUAUAUUGACUCCUUCAAGACAAAUUUAUAAUUCAAUCUUACCUCAUCCAAAAGACAUUCACACCGAUAUCAGUUUUGAGUUCCUGAAAGAAAGAGCUGAAAGUGAAUAUGGAGGAAGAAAAACAGACGAAGAUGAUAUAAUUAUUCCUAAAGAAAGAAUUGUUGAAUUUAUUAGUUACAUUAAAAGUUUACGAGAAGGUGAAAUAGAGAGAUAUUAUAAUGAUUUCAAGGCAACAAAGGAAAAUAUUUAUUAUCAAAUAGACGGAUUUAGUAAUUUACAAGAAAAACGACCUCCAACAGAACGUCCAAAUGAAUUAUAUACAAAUUAG